This is a messenger RNA of Abrus precatorius (Indian licorice), 2649 nucleotides long. RefSeq names its product inactive protein kinase SELMODRAFT_444075-like. NCBI's taxonomy places the organism in Eukaryota, Viridiplantae, Streptophyta, Magnoliopsida, Fabales, Fabaceae. The record is from RefSeq and is a predicted model, not a curated record. Gene Ontology annotation, molecular function: ATP binding; protein kinase activity. The transcript is spliced from 13 exons. The coding region runs from base 1 to 2649 and encodes 882 amino acids. Gene Ontology annotation, biological process: protein phosphorylation.
AUGGGGGGUGAGGUAAUACUAGUUGCCGUUGAUGCCAGUAUAGAAAUAAGCAAUGAUUAUGCACUGAACUGGGCAUUACAAAAUGUUAUUAAGGCUGAAGACAUCUUAAUACUGCUUGCUGUUCUUCCUUCCUGUGGAAGUCCUACACCAACUUUAUCCCAAAGGCUUCAUUCUCUAUCAUGUUAUUUUCUUGCUUGCGGUUCGGGGCACAUUGAAGGGAGAAGAACUUUUGAUCAAGUUGGCCAAAGUAAAAGGGUUAUCUCCCGCAAAAUAAACUAUGUAUAUGCCAAUAAGAUGCAGAAGUUAUGGUUAGCCAACAAUCUGAUGCAGGUGCAUUUCGAAGUGAAAGUUAUUGUUGAUGCUGGCCUUGGCUCAGUAGCCACAAAAGCCAAAGAACUGAAAGCUUCGUGGGUGAUACUUGAUAGAUUCCUGAAUAAGGAAGUUGCUCAGUGCAUAAAACAGCUGAACUGCAAUGUUGUACUCAUGGAUCAUGCUAUUCCUAGAAUCCUUAAAACGGUAAACCCAUUGGCAGGAGAAAACUUAAAUACGGGUAGGAGCCAAAGUAAGGCAACAGAAACAGACAUGAUUCAUGUGAUUCCUAAUAUCUUGGAUUACGGAAGUGCAACAACUCCAAGCACUUCUGAUAUUAGAAGUUCCACUUUGGGAACUAAUUCUUUCUCGUUGCCCAGUACAGAAAAAGAAUACCACCGCAAAACCAACCCUUGCACUAUCAAUGAUUCUCAUUCUUUUCUUCAUCUAAACUCCGAAUACUUCAGUGAAGAUUUUAAGUACCUGGAAGACAACCCUUCACCUUUAGAUAACAAAUACGUUCAUUUAAAUAAGAUUUUGAGUGGCGGUAUUGAUGAAUUGAAUCACAAAUCAGCCACUAGUCCCCUUCAGGAAGAAGCAGAGAACUGCAAUGACAUUUUAAGGACUAAAAUCUCUGAGAGAAAGCAUAAUUUUGAAAGAACAGACAUUUUAACUAGAAGAUUAACGGACUCACCAGGCAAAUGGCAUGGACCAAAUAGCACAAUUCAGCCAAAAAGAUCAACCACUAGAAGAGACUCCAUGACUUCUUACAAGCAUGAAUCAUUGUCUUCCCUUUCUUUUGCUACAUCUGACAGCAACUCAAUGGCCAUGUCACUUUCCAUAAAAAAUCAUUCAGCUCUUUGCUCCAUCUGCAAACAUAAGAUCCCUAUUUUCAGAAGUGUGCCAAGGAGGUUUACCUACAGAGAGAUAGAAAAUGCAACAGGUCGAUUCUCAGACAGUUACAUGAUGGCAGAUGGUGGGUAUAGUUGCGUGUAUAGAGGGGAAUUGCCAGAUGGACAGGUCAUUGCAGUGAAGCAGUACAAGAAACUCAAGUCAUUUUCAGCAUCAGAAUUCUGUUUAGAAGUUGAAAAACUUAGCUGUGCUCAGCACAGGAAUCUGCUUAUUUUAAUGGGCUAUUGCAUCGACACGGAAUGGCUUCUAAUAUACGAAUUUGCUUGCAAUGGUUCUUUAGACAAGCACCUAUACGGAACAGAAACAAACCAGGUGAUGGCUUGGCAUGAUAGAAUGAAAGUUGCGGUAGGCACUGCAAGAGGCUUGAGAUACCUCCAUGAAGAUUGCCGAGCAGGUUGCAUUGUACAUGGAGACUUAAGACCGAGUAACAUUCUCCUCACUCAUGACUUUGAGCCCAUGAUUGGAGAUUUUGGUCUUGCAAGAUGGCAAAUUAAUCCGCAAUUAGCUAAGGAGAGUACACAUCUAAUUGGUACAGUUGGUUACUUGUCUCCUGAAUACAUACAAACCGGCCAAGUCUCAGAGAAAGUUGAUGUCUAUGCAUUUGGAGUUAUUUUGUUGGAGCUUCUAAGUGGCUUUAACGCCAGAGAGUUCUCAGGAAAAACAGGCAAACAAUCGCUAUCAGAAUGGAGUAAUACCAUGCUUGAGAAGAAUAAACCAAAUGAGUUAAUAGAUUCUAGAUUGAAUAAUAACUAUGUGGAAAAAGAAGCAGAGUCCAUGAUGCAUGCAGCUUAUUUAUGCGUUUCACCUCAUCCAGCACAACGACCAAGAAUGUCCCAGGUAUUGAAAAUACUAGAAGGAGAUAUACCCAUUGACGGUGCUUCCAUGUAUCGAAGUUCUAAAAUAUCUGACAAUGGAUCAGUUGGAUCAAUCAAACGUACAAAGGAUCAUAGAAAGCUUAGUCAAAGUAAUAAGACAAAUUUGCACGAAUGGGAGAGAUGCGCAACGAUUCCAGCGUUUGGCAACUGGGAUUUCGCCAAUGAGCUCCCAAUCACUCGCUAUUUCGAGUGUGCCAGACACACCGGUUUACCCCGUUACAGUUCUUCCUCAGCCGAAAUUGCUUGUGCCAAUCAUCAUCGUCAUCACCUUCCACUACGUAAUCAUCAUAAACAGGAGAAGAGGAACAAGGAAAGACGGUGCCAGCAUGUUAAUGAUAGCAAAGGAAAUGCUUACGACGUAAGGGAACAUACCAAGAAGCCAAUUAGAGUGAGCAAGCAGCAGCAACAAAACGACACCGUUGCACCACUUCCCAAACCAGUAGUUGACGAAGAUCUCUAUAAGAUCCCUCCUGAACUCCUCCACGCAGCCAACAAAAGGAAGAAAAUGCUGGGUUUCAUUUCCAAGUGUCUUGUGUGUGAUGAGCAAUGCUAA